This is a messenger RNA of Paramecium sonneborni, 153 nucleotides long. NCBI's taxonomy places the organism in Eukaryota, Ciliophora, Oligohymenophorea, Peniculida, Parameciidae. The record is from the annotation of a GenBank genome assembly.
AUGCUUUAUGCAUCUAAAAUGGAGGUAUCUUUAUUUAAUUUUUAUUAGAUAGUAGAAACCAAGUAUAUAACUGAAUUUGAAAAGAUGCCAAUCAUCGAUAUUUUAUAAAUUCAAACUAUUAAAUGGAAAUAAAUGUGUAUUAUUAUUCAAUGA